CUCGCCGAGAUUGUUGUCGGCAUGAUGUUUUUUUGUUUGUUCCCGUCUUUCCUCGCGUCCACGAGGAAACGGUCGUCUGUCAUUAAGCGUCAUUAUGACCCAUUAAGUGAUAUUUAUCUUGGAGCAACUCCCUUCCUCUACACUGAGCUCCGUCACAACUCUGGAGCGGUGUCCCACCAAGGCAUUGUUUCGGCUCCCUUAACUAUUUGGCCGUUUCUUACGUCAUUUUUCUGCAAACAUGCGCUCUUGGUUAACUUUGGCCUCAAAUGAACAGCCUUGGUUGGAUACCGCAAACAUUCUGACAAGGUUCCAAUCUUUAAAAGCAUCAAUAAUGGCAGACAUCAGUGCCAUAUAGGCUACAUCAUCUGGAGGUGUUUGUCAAAUAACAUUUGACAUCUGAAUUUGAAAUCUGUUUCAUAGAUAAUGUAGUUUGAUUUAAAUCUUAACAUCCAGAUACGGUACUGGUUGCAGUUGAUCCAAAAGAAAUGCUACAAAAUUAAGAAAACUGUUGUUAGCUUCAGCUAGCGGCUAGUGCUACCAACAGUGUUGAACACAAAUUGACAAAGAGGGGCAAAAUAAACUAUUUAAUAAAUAAAUACUGGGUAAUAAUGUUUUUUCAUACAAAUUGAAGAAAUACGAAUUUUUUGUGACGCGACAACACAUGGUUAAGAAUUUAAUUAAUAUCUGCACUAAUCCUAAACAAAAUGCAGUUGUAUGAUAGCAUAGUCUUGCUAAAAUGUGCAUGAUUGUGUCAACACGCUGGUCGCACUAAUGCUCGAAAAUGGUUUGCUGGUUCAAAUCACACUACCUUCUAGAUGCCAUUUUAAUUACAUAAAAGGUUUCUUCAGUAAUCAAAAAUUGUGUUAAACCUUUCUUAGUUACCUGUCACCUGCCAGAAUUAGAUAAUUAGCCCCACAUAUCAAAACAGUGCAAAUGUAGGUCAUUAUUUCACAAGACUAAAUUUAACUUUGUCCAGUCUGGGUAAGAGGUAAAACGUCAGGGUGUUUUGUUAUUCCUCUUAGCGAUGGGCUAAUUCUAUUGGCCAUGACAAUCUUGGGAUGGUGGCGAUGAUGCUAAUGGGCUAAGGGCUGGAUCGGCUAGGGCAGUACAGAAUUUGGAUAAUCCAAUAGAUUGACUCACAGAGCAUAUUUAUGGCACCAAUUCAAUCCUGCAAGCAAACCAGCAAGUGCAUGGAAUUUAACGUUGUUAAAAUGUUUAACAAAAGCCUUGAUUAAUGAGAACAUUUAAUUGACAUCAAAUUGACAUUUGUGCCUAUUGUGGUCAACAAGUUGAGUUUGGGAAUAAAGCGGCCAGAGAUAAAACACGUCAGUGUUUGAUAAGGCAAACAGAGCCAGGAAAAUCAAUGAAAGGUUAGACUGGUAAACUUUGGCCUCAACUGAUAGUCGGUGGUUCAUCUGAAGAGAGUUGCAUCUCCAAUUGGGAUUAUUUUUUGGUAGUGUACACGUGAUAUACAUCUCUUAAAUUCAGUGCAUGGUCUUCUAAUUGUCACAAAGCGCAGUGACAGAACAGGUCAAUGGAUGGGUGAAAAGGUCACAAUCAUAAUAUCAUAGUGCCUUCUAGCAGCACCAUCAAACAAGUGCAUUUCGGUCAAAAGCUCAGCCACCUUAAGUCCCGCAUUAACAGAAUUAUCCUGGACCCACAUGAGGAGAUGUUUUCCCCCCUGCCCUACUUACCUCCAACUUAUCUCUUACGCCGCAGAGACGCUCGACGUGUACACCCAAAGGUAAGGUCUCCCUUCUCCUUCUUGCAUUUUAGACAUUUCCAGGCGGCAUUCUCUAUCUGAACUGUAUUUUGAUCCGCUAUAUGGAUCACUGUGCUGGGUCUUUACGUGACAGCCUGCGAUCAGGAACAGGCUCAAACGUCGCCUCUAUUCUAAGACACUGGCCAAAUCCAACCAUGGGCAAUAGUACAAGUAGCGCCUUGUCCAAGGAAAUCCUGGAGGACCUGAAGCUGAGCACCAAGUUCACCGAGCACGAGAUCAGCCAGUGGUACGAGAACUUCCAAAAGCAGUGCCCGACGGGCCGCAUUACGGUCGAGGGGUUCGAGCAGAUCUACGCCCGCUUCUUUCCGGACAGCGAUGCCAAGAGCUACGCUCGCCACGUGUUCCGUUCCUUUGACACCAAUGAUGAUGGCACGCUGGACUUCAAAGAGUACAUCAUCGCCUUGCACAUGACCUCUACCGGGAAGACCACCAGGAAGUUGGAGUGGGCCUUCUCGCUCUUCGACGUGGACAAGAAUGGAUACAUCAACAAAACAGAAGUGACGGAAAUCUGCCAGGCCAUCUUCAAACUGAUCCCCAAAGAAGACCAGAGCAGGCUACCGGAAGACGAGAACACGCCCGAGAAGCGAGCCAACAAGCUGUGGGCCUACUUUGAGAAGAAAGACAAUGAGCGACUGGCCGAAGGAGAGUUCAUCAAGGGAGUAAUCGAGAAUGAAAAUGCAAUGCGCCUCAUCCACUACGAACCGCUCAAACAUUGAAGUGGCACAAAAAAAAUGAAAUGUGUAAAUAUUUUGCGUUACUUAUUUGACAGGAAUCGAUAUCAAAUGUAAUUUUGUUUUAUUGUUUGUCACGUGGCAUUGAUUAAUUAUCAGAAAAGAAUUACGAGGUUGUGUUAUUUUAGAAAAAAAAUACACAGUACACUUCUUUUUAGCAUUUUGGAAAUUACUUUGCUCCUUUUUUUUGUCAGAAAUUUGAAGAAACUCAGUAAUUGUAAUUUCUAGCAUAAUAGAACUGAGUUUAAAUGGCGACAUUGCAUAUAUAUAGAUUUCGAUUUUUGUUUGGUCAAAAAAAGAAACAGAAAUGCAUACAAACUCAGCAUAUAUUGCUUAAAUUCAUAUUUGAAUGAGUUUUCAAUUUGAUUGGCUGGAGUAAACAUGAUUUUUUUGAGUUAACUAAAUUUAAACUCCAAACAUGUUAUUUGUUGUCAACCUGUUUCACAAAAUUGAAAAAAAUUCAAAUUGAUCAGUCAUGAACGUGUAUAUUUGUGUGUUCAACUCAAAUAGUUUUACCAUAAAAUAUUAUGUAAAGUCGUGGUUUUAUUAUUUUGGGUAGUCAACAUAGAAACUAAUUAAUAUAGCGAGUAAUGACUGCAUAGCGUUUUAAAGUCUUAUUUGUUCAGCCAAAAGUAAGAUUAUGUGAAAAUAUCUGUUUACUGUACAUCUGGGGACUGUGAUAAAAACAAGCCGUACUCUGGACGAUCGCAAAAGCGUCAUACCUGAUUGUUUCUUUUUUGCUUUUUUUAACAGCUAUUGGAACAUAUGUAGUUGUUUUACUUCCGAUGUAACUUACGACAUUAAAGAU
Messenger RNA from Syngnathus typhle (broad-nosed pipefish), 3322 nucleotides. RefSeq names its product visinin-like. Gene Ontology annotation, molecular function: calcium ion binding. The record is from RefSeq and is a predicted model, not a curated record. Lineage: Eukaryota; Metazoa; Chordata; Actinopteri; Syngnathiformes; Syngnathidae. The transcript is spliced from 3 exons. The coding region runs from base 1825 to 2499 and encodes 224 amino acids.